Molecule: messenger RNA, 1643 nt
Organism: Colias croceus (clouded yellow)
Lineage: Eukaryota; Metazoa; Arthropoda; Insecta; Lepidoptera; Pieridae
Product: mitochondrial glutamate carrier 1-like
Exons: 8
Coding region: 176-1114 (312 amino acids)
Biological process (GO): malate-aspartate shuttle; aspartate transmembrane transport; L-glutamate transmembrane transport
Molecular function (GO): L-glutamate transmembrane transporter activity; L-aspartate transmembrane transporter activity
Source: RefSeq, a predicted model, not a curated record
CCAAAAUGUCAUUUGCAAUAAAAAUUCUCCCGGUUGUCCUUGCUCGCGGUCUGAUUUGGUUUUAAUUUUUACAUUAAAAAUUUUGCAAUGUGGUUUUUUUAAUUUUAAAAUAAAGUCGGUGUAAAGAAUUUGAUUUUCUGCCUUUCUUCCACCAGUGUAACUAUUCAUCCCAAUUAUGAGCAAGCCUGGUACUCCACCCCCUCCACAAACCUUCAACCCUCUUCCAAAGAUCAUCAAUGGAGGUAUUGCUGGAAUCAUAGGUGUUUCUGUCGUAUUCCCGCUGGAUCUGGUCAAAACUAGAUUGCAGAACCAAACAAUAGGUCCAAAUGGAGAGAAGCAAUAUAAAAACAUGUUGGAUUGUUUCCGCAAAACAUACGCGGCGGAGGGUUACUUCGGUAUGUACCGGGGGUCGGCGGUGAACAUCAUUUUGAUCACGCCGGAGAAAGCCAUCAAACUAGCAGCCAAUGAUAUGUUCCGGUUUUACCUCACACUGCCUGAUGGUUCGCUACCAGUAUUCCGACAAAUGAUAGCCGGCGGCAGCGCGGGUGCUUGUCAGAUCGUCAUCACCACACCUAUGGAACUGCUGAAGAUUCAGAUGCAGGACGCUGGCCGAGUCGCUGCUCAGGCCAAAGCUGAGGGCCGCAAGUUCGAGCGUGUCACAGCAAUGCAGUUAACACGCAAGCUGAUCGCGGAGCGCGGUAUCUUCGGCCUGUACAAGGGAAUAACGGCCACUGCCGCUAGGGACGUGUCCUUCAGUAUCAUAUACUUCCCGAUGUUCGCUACGCUCAACGAUCUCGGGCCUAAGGAGCCGGGUGCUACUGGACCACCUUUCUGGUGGUCGUUCGGUUCCGGUUGCCUCGCGGGCUCAUCAGCGGCGCUCGGCGUGAACCCGUUCGACGUGGUGAAGACGCGCAUGCAGACGCUCACCAAGGGCAGCGGCGAGCGGCAGUACUCGUCCAUCGUGGACUGCAUCACGCAAACAAUGAAACACGAGGGACCGACCGCUUUCUUCAAGGGCGGAGCUUGCCGUAUGAUUGUCAUCGCACCACUGUUCGGUAUCGCGCAAACUAUCUAUUACCUAGGUCUAGCUGAAAACUACCUAGGUAUCAAAUAAAUAACCACCCGCUUCCGAAACAAUACACUUGUUUAACUCACAAUGCAUUUAUAAUGUUUGUUUCAAUGCUAUUUAUGUUUCUGAAAACACUGAAUAAUGGAACAAGUUGAAAAUUUUAUAGAAAAUAGUAAAAUUCUAAGUAUAUUUGGUUUUAAAAAUAUUUGUGCUUAGAAGUUUCUAAAACGCAACAGAAUAGUACUAUUUUCUACGAUUUAGAAAAUAAUGAACAUAAUCAAAUGAAAAAUCGCGAAAAAUUAUAAUAAUAAUUUACUUGUGCGUUAAUAAAAUGGAGCUUUCUAUGGUAUUACUCUAUAUUCUCAAUGUUGAUAAAUUAACAUGUAUUAACUUUUAAUUAAUUACAAUAUAAUAUUUCUAGUUAAUUUAUUUUGGUUAUAUCAUGUUCACUUUGAGUAUUAAAUUGUUAGCUAGCUAUUUAUUGCAUUUUAUUCAUUUUUCUAUGAAGUAUAAAACAAAUUCUAGUAUAAUUUAUGUUUAGCUCAAUUUAUUUUAAAAUUUUAGUUUAAGCUUG